Messenger RNA from Dicrocoelium dendriticum, 2067 nucleotides. The record is from the annotation of a GenBank genome assembly. NCBI's taxonomy places the organism in Eukaryota, Metazoa, Platyhelminthes, Trematoda, Plagiorchiida, Dicrocoeliidae.
AUGCCUAAAACACCAAAAUUUUCUUCCUUUUGGUUUCUAGAACGAAUGCAGCCAGAAGAACCUCAGCAAUACGAAAUUCCUCUCAUAGCAGAACACUGUGAUUCAAAAGAUGAAGUACAUUUUUUUCAUCACUGUACAGGAGAAAAGUCAAGUUCUGCAAGCUUGAAACAAAAACCGGACGGAUUGUUCAAUCAUAUCGGCUGGUUCCAUUCCGCUGGACAGGUACCAAGUAGCAGAAGAGCAAGACGGCCGCUCAGCGUUGAAACAUCGAGCAGGCCUAUGCAAUUGCCCCUUGCAAAACGGUCUUGCAUCCCUCGGUUUGGCAUGCAGAAGCAAGUGGAAGUAGAUCGAUCGAGAAUAAAAGAAAAUGAGCACAACAUGCAAUCCGCAGGGACGAAAGAUGCAAACGCGGUACAGUUCUCGUCACAAGAAAUGCAGAGUAAUUCGGAAAAUCCCAGAGUAGCGGGAUCGUUAGUUAAUUCAGAGCAAAGCAAAGAACAGAGGUUCGGUAACGGUAAUGAAGGACUUGAGCAUCUGGAAGACGAUAGCCAGGGUACAGUAGAAUCGGAUUUGGAUUGCCUCAACGCUAUGGAUGGUGACAGCGAUCCAGGUCCUGGUAUCAGCCUCAUUAAUUUAAGCACAAAACCGCGCAGGGCGCGAACAGCUUUUACGUAUGAACAAUUAGUGACAUUAGAGAACAAGUUUAAAACGACACGGUAUUUAUCCGUCUGUGAACGUUUAAAUCUAGCUGUCGCACUGAACCUGACAGAGACCCAAGUGAAAAUAUGGUUUCAAAAUAGAAGGACCAAGUGGAAGAAACAGAAUCCUGGAAAAGACGUGAACGUGCCAUGUUCCACGGGCUAUCCUUCCAAAAUAUUCCUUAACUCCCCAGCUUUUGCAUCCUCCAGAGACUCAUUUUCUCCGCGUAUCAGCGCGCAAUGUGCUUGUGUCACUCCAGAAGCGCCUGCUGGAAGCACGACUGUGGACUUUGACUAUGCUAUGAGCACAGAUCUAAUCCGAAGGACAGGUGUUUUUUCGAACUUUUUUGCAUCAAACCCUCGAGAUACCGCACCCGGUUCUGAGCAGCCUCCUUCCCUCGGUACAAACUACGAGGAGUUCUUGCGAAACUAUUUAAGAAUGUGCAGUCCCUCAGGUGCGCGGCGCAAUAUAGGCCCGGUGGGUAUAAAUCGAGCAAGAAAUUUAGGUGACUGGACGCAACGUCCUCAGAUAUGGAACGGUGAGCGGUAUGACGUUCAAAACAUGACAUUAACAGCUUCACCAUUUGCUAUUAGUUACGCGAAUUUACUGACCAAUCAUUCCCCAGAUGAAUUCAAUCGUGUGUCUGUGGAAAGUGAAGCUGGAGCUUCGCUAUUAGGUGGAGAAACGUCGUUUGAAACUUAUUCUCAAAAAAUGCACACUAAUGCCUCUCCGGGGAACAAGAUGAACAAAAGGGAUAUAAUGGAAAAUGCAUCCAAUUCGGUAGCUAAAAUCACGUCAGACAGUGAGUUUUCACAAAUGUACAAAGCUUAUCGACAAGGACUAGCCCCUAUUUUUCAUAAUACUCCAUCUAGUAAUAUAACAUCCAAAUUUGAUGCUUUGCCAGCACCAAGAAUAACACUCCCUCGAACUGUGAAUGACAGUGAAUUUGUGCACCCAAACAACUUGUUUCUCCCGAAAAAGCAGACUGGAUACGCGGUGACUGAUAGAUCUCACGAACCCCUAAUAUCAGAUUCGACGACUUUGUUGUGGAACGCCGCAGCCAUGGCUGCGGCAGUGCUGGUGUCCUCCGGUGGUUCUAAGGGAGCUCAAACAUAUUCUCCUACGAGCGUCACUCAUCAACCUCCUGAAAAGACAUCGGAAACGGCAAACAUGCUACCAACAGAGGCACAGAGAGCACAAGAGAAUGCCGCUGCUUGCUUCGAGCCGGGUGUUUGCAACACCAGAAAAAUUGAUCUUAAUCGAACCCCCGCCAAAGACCUCCGUGGAUCUUCCGGAACGACUUCUUCCACUACGUCACCCCAAACUAUGCAACUGUCCCAUAUGGGCCAAACAUCACCGGAUGAGUAG